CGCCUAAACAUUUUUAUUGUAGACGAUUUCUUGUCUACUUCGCUUGCCAACCUUGUGGUGGGCGAUGCUAAAAUGGCGUUGCACACAGCUGAUUGGAGUCCGCUAGGCAAAGAUGUUUAUUACAGGAAGUUCGAACUUUAUUCUAUGGACUGGCAGGCGCAGAACCUUGAGCUGUCAGAUUUCAUCGUCGCGGCAGCUCCCUAUGGCGGACCAAUUGCACUCAUCAGGGAUGACCGUAAGGUCGCCCGGAUAAAGCUGAGCAGUGGAUGCCUAAUACACCUCUUCUCCUCAAGUGGGAAGACGCUAGGGAAUAUAAAGCAUGAUGCUGGGAGUAUCAUGGCCAUGGGAUGGUCCAACGUGGAAAGCCUUGUUGUCAUACAAAGAGAUGGCGUAAUCACCGAGUACACACUGCAAGGGAGAGUGCAAACGACAUUCACCAUGGGACAGAUUCCUAAAGAUACUGGUGUCCUUGAAGCUCGUGUGUUUUCCACUAACAAAAGGACCGGAGUGAUUAUCCUCACAGGCUCCUACAAGUUCUUUCUUGUAGAAAACAUUGCUAGCUACAAGACAUGGCAGCUGGGAGACAUACCUGAUUUGGAUGCUCCACCCAGUAGCUGGACUGCCAUCCUCGAUGAUUCUAGUACCAAAGUAGUUGUUGCCAAAGAUGAGAAAAUUUAUGUGCUGGACCCCAGGAGCACUACAAGAUGCUCUUUAGAGACACCGCCCAUCAAGUCUAUGUUCAAUGCUGUCAUCGAAAUGGCUGUGUCCUUUGACUACAAAAACAUUGCCCUAUUUCUUGACAAUGGCCACCUCUGGGCAGGUUCCAGCGAUCUGAAGACGGUAUACUGCGAGAUUGACACUCGGGCAAAGUCUCGACCCAAACAGCUUUUGUGGUAAGCCAGUGUUCUCGUCAACUACCU
Dermacentor silvarum is the source of this 920-nucleotide messenger RNA. RefSeq names its product vacuolar protein sorting-associated protein 16 homolog. Lineage: Eukaryota; Metazoa; Arthropoda; Arachnida; Ixodida; Ixodidae. The transcript has 8 exons. Gene Ontology annotation, biological process: intracellular protein transport; vacuole fusion, non-autophagic; endosomal transport. Gene Ontology annotation, cellular component: lysosomal membrane; cytoplasm; HOPS complex. Bases 73 to 897 code for a protein of 274 amino acids. Gene Ontology annotation, molecular function: actin binding. The record is from RefSeq and is a predicted model, not a curated record.